This is a messenger RNA of Leishmania mexicana MHOM/GT/2001/U1103, 939 nucleotides long. Its product is annotated as bis(5'-nucleosyl)-tetraphosphatase,symmetrical-like protein. Gene Ontology annotation, cellular component: cytoplasm. Gene Ontology annotation, biological process: polyphosphate catabolic process. Gene Ontology annotation, molecular function: endopolyphosphatase activity; phosphatase activity. The coding region runs from base 1 to 939 and encodes 312 amino acids. The transcript has a single exon. The record is from RefSeq and is a predicted model, not a curated record. NCBI's taxonomy places the organism in Eukaryota, Euglenozoa, Kinetoplastea, Trypanosomatida, Trypanosomatidae.
AUGUGCAUCCCGGCUGCUCUGGAUCCAGGUCCGUUGGCAGAGUCGGCCUCGCCAUCAGCCGAGGAUGGUGCUGUGGAUGAUGUCUGCAUCUUCGUCGGUGACCUUGUGAACAAAGGCCCCGACUCGUACGGCGUCGUGCGGUUCCUGCACGACAUUGGUGCGAUUGGUGUGCUGGGCAAUCACGACGCGGUGCUGCUGCAGCUCUCAGAAAAGCUGCGGGCGGAUGUUCCGCUGACGGACGAGGAGACGAGCAGCAGCCUUUACCCGCUGGCAUUGCACUGCCCCGACGAUGUCUUUGCCUUCAUGGUGUCUGUCCCUCACAUUUUGUGUUUCCAUGCCUAUCGGCUCAUCGUUGUCCAUGCGGGCAUCGAUCCGUCGAUCUCGCUUUCUGUCCAGAGCGUCGAGGCUGUAACGCGCAUGCGUAACCUGGUAAAGGCAAAAAAGUACUGGAGGCAGCCGACCGAUGGGGCCACGGGGCAGCCAGCGCACGUGGCCCUCUCUGUUUCUGCCGCCUUUGCGACACUGGAGCGGCCUAGACUCGGUUCAAACUGGAGCGUGAAGUGGUCGGAGCUGGUCCGCAAGCUGCAAGACUCUGUGGCCGGCGAGGAGGCGAGCAACAGCAGCAGUGACCGCAGUCGCAGCCGCAGCGGCGCAAGUGGCACCGGCGAUGGUGCAGACGACAGUGGAAAGACGAAGACGCCAAAGAAGGUAGAUGGGGAUGCGUCUAAGUGGCGAAGGCGCAUUCAUCGAGACUACGCGGGUUUCACGGUCGUGUACGGCCACGACGCCAAGCGGCGGCUGCAGGUGCAUCCGUACGCCUACGGGCUAGAUUCUGGUUGCGUCUACGGUGACAAGCUGACGGCGCUGGUGUGGCCGAGUACGCUGGUGUCCGUGCCAGGGUGGAUGAACCCCUCGCCGCUGCGCCAGUCGACGAUGUGA